AAAAAGAAAAAUUAUAUAUAAAAAAAAAUUCUUUGUUUCUUCUUUUUUGUUUUUUCUCUCUGUCGUUUCGUUCCCUUCAUCUUUGAUCUCCGUGUUGAAGUUGCAGCAUCAAUAUUCGUGAGAAAAAGAAGAAGAUAUAGUAUAUAAAGAUGGGUUUUCUCCACAAGCUUUGGGACGAAACGUUGGCGGGUCCCACACCCGAAACGGGUCUGGGCAAGCUCCGAAAGUUUAACACCUCAUCGGCCGGCGGCCCAACGGUGGCGGAGGAUGUUCCGAUCAGCCGCAGCAUCACCAUCAUUCGGACUCACUCUGCUUUGGGAAGCACCUCAACCUCUUCUCCUGCCUCUCCUUCUUCUGUGCCUGACACCCCUUGCACCCCCUUCUCUCCGGAGACGCCGGGCGGUGGUGUCAAGAGAUUCACGAGGAGAAAAUCGUCAACGGUGGAGGGUGCUGCAAAUAGAAGUCCGACAAUUUACGAUUGGUUCUCUGGUUUCUGUUUUGCCCUUAAUAUCUACGACCUUUUACAGAUAUGCCCCUUUGCAUUUACGUGCAUGUUUUGUUGUGUAAAAGUUUUCUUAUUAUUUUUGUUUCUGUGCUUUGUUUAGGGUGAUUAUGAGCGCUUUGGAUCGCUACUGAGAGUGGAAAUGAGAUGUUUUGCUUUUGAAUUGACUUGAAUAUCAUCCCGCAGAGGCAGAGAGGGAUUACGUUUUCUGUACAUACAGCAACACUUAUUUCAAUUUCCAAAGGGAAUCAUGUUAUAUUAUGCAUUGCACCCUAUUAUUAUGUACACAUUAUAUGGUAUAAAGUAUAUGAAUACAUGAGUACUACCUAUUAAUAAAAUGGCUCAGGUGAUUUGCAGGGUCUAUCUUCAAGAUUGAGUCAAUGCUUCAUGGGAUUCCAAGGUUGUGAAAGAGUAGAAAACCAGCUUUUGUAUAUAUGCUUUUUUGUUUUUCUUCUUCUUUUGAGUGUAAAUAUGACUUCUGUACUCUCAUAUCUCUGUUGUGAAUUCAAUGAAGCUUGAAAAUAGUUAUUGUAUAUAAA
This is a messenger RNA of Vigna unguiculata (cowpea), 1041 nucleotides long. Its product is annotated as Dormancy/auxin associated family protein. The record is from RefSeq and is a predicted model, not a curated record. Lineage: Eukaryota; Viridiplantae; Streptophyta; Magnoliopsida; Fabales; Fabaceae.